Messenger RNA from Myotis brandtii (Brandt's bat), 670 nucleotides. Its product is annotated as proenkephalin-A. Gene Ontology annotation, biological process: chemical synaptic transmission; neuropeptide signaling pathway; sensory perception. The transcript has a single exon. NCBI's taxonomy places the organism in Eukaryota, Metazoa, Chordata, Mammalia, Chiroptera, Vespertilionidae. The coding region runs from base 1 to 345 and encodes 114 amino acids. The record is from RefSeq and is a predicted model, not a curated record. Gene Ontology annotation, molecular function: opioid receptor binding. Gene Ontology annotation, cellular component: axon terminus; neuronal cell body; dendrite.
AUGGGCUCCCCAGCAGAGUCCUGGCCCCUGGGCACAGGGGACAACCGAGAGAGCAGCCCCCACCAAGAGGCCGGGGAUGAAGAAGUGAGCAAGAGGUACGGGGGCUUCACGAGAGGCCUGAAGCGGAGCCCCCAACUGGAAGAUGAAGCCAAGGAGCUGCAGAAGCGCUACGGGGGCUUCAUGAGAAGAGUGGGCCGCCCCGAGUGGUGGAUGGACUACCAGAAGAGGUACGGGGGCUUCCUGAAGCGCUUCGCCGAUUCUCUGCCCUCCAACGAAGAAGGUGAAAGUUACUCCAACGAAGUUCCUGAAAUGGAGAAACGAUAUGGAGGAUUUAUGAGGUUUUAAUGCCCUUUCCCAUCAGCGACCCCGGGCCCCAGCAAGCCUUCCUCCAUCCCCCAGUGAGAGACUGCCUCGCUAAUCGUGUUCUGUUGCCAUGUGUUGCCUGCAUUAUAUAGCUGACUUUAUUGUCUGAAUAACUACAUGACCUGAAAGCUCUCUUUUCAGGUUCUGUGAUCUUUUGAGAGUCUGUAAGCUCAGUAUUGGUCUGUGGCAGCUGUCUCGUUUUCGUGCUAAAAUAGUUUUUUGUCACCUUGUCCAUUAUUUUUGACAACACGCCAAUAAAUGCUUACUUGUUUAUGCAUAUAAUAAACCCAUUACCCUGAAUGCAUAA